Molecule: messenger RNA, 861 nt
Organism: Micromonas commoda
Lineage: Eukaryota; Viridiplantae; Chlorophyta; Mamiellophyceae; Mamiellales; Mamiellaceae
Exons: 1
Coding region: 1-861 (286 amino acids)
Source: RefSeq, a predicted model, not a curated record
AUGAAGUGCCCCGUGUGCGGGCUGGACCUCAGCUCGUGGACGCUGCCCGACGCGGAGGCGCACGCGGACGGCUGCCUCGAUCUCGCGCCCCCCGUCGACGCCGCGACGGGGACCGAAGAACGAGGCGCGCGAGAGCUCGGGGUGCCCAGCUCAGGGUGCCCACCCGCCCAUCGCCGCGGACCGUCGCCCGUCGCCGGUUCCUGGACCGAAGAGGCGGAGCUCCGAGGCGACGCCGGCGACGCGGCGGCGUCGACGGCGCGCGGGGAGCCCAAGGGGACGCGCGUGGAGGGCGACGGGAUGACUGACGCGGAGAGGCACGACGACGAUUGGCUCAGGCUCGCCAUCGCGAUGUCCGCGUCGAUGGCCGACGCCGAAAACGCGCGGGUGAUGGCGACGUCGGGGGACUACGGGUGGAUGCCCGCACCGUCGGGGGAGGAAGGCGCGGAUCGCGUGGGACGUCUCGUGGAGCAUCGCACCGCGACGAAGCCGUCGAACGACGCCGCGCCGACUCAGAGCCGUUCUAAGCCGCCGCUCGCCGACUCCACCAACGCGGGCGGUUCCGGCGCGGUGGACGAGGGAAGAGGCGCGCGCGGCGGGGGAACGGUCGAGAUGCCCGAGGCGGACGCGGUCGAGAUGCCCAAGGCGAUUCGGUUCGCCAUACGCGCGGGGCGGCGGCGGCGAGGCGACGACGACGAUUACGAAUACGACGACGACGACGGCGGGAGCGAGUUAGACGCGGGUUUGGACGCGACGCAGCGCACGCGGCGUAGGAUUCGAGCGCCGCUGUGGUCUAUGGCGGGCCACGGCGGCCGCGACGAGCCGUUGCCGGACUCCCUCCUCGCGCGUUGCCUAGGAAAGUGA